Molecule: messenger RNA, 746 nt
Organism: Sipha flava (yellow sugarcane aphid)
Lineage: Eukaryota; Metazoa; Arthropoda; Insecta; Hemiptera; Aphididae
Product: major centromere autoantigen B-like
Exons: 2
Coding region: 299-700 (133 amino acids)
Cellular component (GO): nucleus
Molecular function (GO): DNA binding
Source: RefSeq, a predicted model, not a curated record
UUUAUUAGAAUCAAAAAUGAAAAUCCCAAACCAAAUUGUAUGCUACUAAUGUUAAAUUGACCUUUUAUUAGAAUCACUAAGUACCGGAUAAUUGAAUCACUUUUAUGAACAAUCUUAUCGUUUUUAUGGUAUCUCAAACUGAUUAAUUUAUAAAAACCAUUUUAUUUUUGAAUUUAUCAGUAUUAUUGUAUAUCGUUGUACAUUAUGUCAAUCAAUUAUCUUUGUACGUCGCGGCGUCGUGUACUUGUGUCAUUUAGUUUAUUCGGUUUAUUGUUCAUGAUCAGACGUAUUUUUUGAAAUGUCGACCAAACGAAAUGAUUUAACUAUAAAAGAAAAAAAAGAUAUACUCGUUCGUUUUGAUAAAUUAGAUAAAUGUUCUCAAAGAGAAGCUGCAUUAGCUCUGAAAAUUCCUCAACCAACGUUAAACAAAAUUUUAAAAAAUCGUAAGGAAAUUGUUGAACAUGAAGAACAAAAUUUGCCUCUUUCUCGAAAACGAAAACGAAAUGGACAAAAUGUUGAUGUAGAAGAAUCUUUAUUACGAUGGUUUCAGCAAGCUAGAAAUUUAAAUGUACCGGUCAGUAAUUCUAUUUUACAAGAAAAAUCUAUAAAUUUAGCUUUGCAAUUAGGUGUAGACAAUUUUAGUCCAACGAUCGGGUGGUUGACUCGUUGGAAAAACAGAAACAAUAUUGUAACAGGCUAAUAUGAAUACUAAAUUAGUAGAUUGUCAAGUCCAAUCAAAAAUAAAU